GGGACAUGUCAAUGGCAGCCUCUGUGCAAAGGCCCCCCUCCCUGCUGCCUUCUCUACUCUAUCGAGUGGUUAGGUACGAGGUUAGCCUAGUGCUGCAGGCUUGGGGUCCCCAGAUGGAAGACUCCAGGCCAGUGCUAAUGCCUGGACUAUCACAUGUCAGACUGGACAUGGUGCUCAUCCUCAUACUGAUUUGCCUGCCAGGACUAUGCUGUGACCCGGGAGCAGUAUAUUACUCUUCCUAUGAAACAGUCAUUCCCAGGAGUCUGGCCGUGCAGGGCAGGCAUGAAGAUCCAGUGGAAAAGGCAUCCUAUGUGCUCUUGAUGCAGGGCCAGAAGCAACUGAUUCACCUCAAGGUGAAGAGAGAGUAUUUUGUGAAGGACUUUCCAGUCUUCAGCUACCACAAUGGCAUCCUGGGCCAAGAAAUGCCAUUCAUCUCACAUGACUGUCACUAUGAAGGCUACAUAGAAGGAGUCCCGGGCUCUUUUGUUUCUGUCAGCACCUGUUCAGGUCUCAGGGGCAUCCUGGUUAAAGAGGGAACAUCGUAUGGCAUCAAGCCCCUGGAGACUUCACAACGGUUUGAACAUGCCUUGUACACCGUGGCACAGCAGGCUCGAGCCUCCUGUGGCGUCUCUGCCAAAGACAGCCAGGCAGUGCCCACCAGCAGGCAACAAGAGCACAGGAAGCCCAGCAGUGCAGAGGCGCUGUCCUCCCUAUGGACACGCACCAAGUACGUGGAGAUGUUUGUCGUGGUCAACCACCAGCGGUUCCGGAUGUGGGGCAGUAGCAUCAACGAGACAGUCCAGAGAGUGAUGGACAUCACUGCCCUGGCCAACGGCUUCACCAGGGGCAUCAACACAGAGGUGGUGCUGGCUGGAAUGGAGAUUUGGACCGAGGGGGACCUCAUAGAGGUUCCAGAGGACUUGGGAGUUUCGCUGAGGAAUUUCAAUAGCUGGAGACAAGAGACACUGUCGGCUCGGGUGAAGCAUGACGUCGCCCACAUGAUUGUUGGUCAUCAUCCUGCAGGGGCCAUGGGCCAGGCGUUUCUCAGUGGCGCCUGCUCACGAGGCUUUGCAGCAGCUAUUGAAUCCUUCUAUCACGAAGACGUCCUCCUCUUUGUGGCGCUCAUGGUCCACGAGCUGGGGCACAACUUGGGUAUUCAGCAUGACCACCCUGCCUGCAUUUGUAAGGAUCAACACUUCUGCCUCAUGCAGGAAGGCAUCACUCCGGGAAGUGGUUUCAGCAACUGCAGCUCUGACUACUACUAUCACUUCCUGAGGGAACACAGAGGGGCCUGCCUGUUUGACAGGCCUCAGCACAAAAGCCGCAGGCGUAGGGAUGCCCUGUGUGGAGAUGGUGUGGUGCAGGCAGGUGAGCAGUGUGACUGUGGGUCUGACUGUGACAGUCACCCGUGCUGUGAGGAGACAUGUACUCUGAAGGACGAUGCUCAGUGUAGUGAGGGACUCUGUUGUUCUGACUGCCAGCUGAAAAGGAGGGGGUCCACUUGCCGUCCUGCUUUAGGAGAGUGUGACCUCCCAGAGUACUGCAGCGGUACCUCCAGUGAAUGCCCCAAGGACAGGUUCAAGCUGGAUGGUACACAGUGUGAUAUUGUUCACUACUGUGUUGGCGGCCAGUGUCAGGACCCUGAUAUUCAAUGCAUGAAUAUCUAUGGGGAAGACGCCAGGUCGGCCUCUGAAGAUUGCUACCUCGAAAUGAACAGCAAAGGGAACCGAUUUGGAAACUGUGGCUAUCCUGCUAGUGCUAACCAGCCGUAUGUCAAGUGUUUUGAUGAGGAUGUAUUUUGUGGGAAACUUAUAUGUACAAAUAUUAAGAAGGUACCACCCAUCAGCCCUUACUCUGUACUGAUCCAGGUUGCUCACCAAGAUGACUUCUGCUGGAGCAUGGAUGCCCAUGCCACUGUGGAGCUGCCUGAGAGUGGAGACGUGCACAGUGGCACCUACUGUGCUCCAGACAAAGUGUGCAUGAACCACUCCUGCACCGAUUAUGGCGUGUUCAACUAUGACUGUGAACCAGGCUCCAUGUGUAAUGGGAAAGGGGUUUGUAACGACUUAAGACAUUGCCAUUGUGACUAUGGCUAUGCCCCUCCUGGCUGUGUAGAUCCAGGGAAUGGGGGUAGUGUGGACAGCGGUCCUCCAGCCAAACCUGAUGAUGGAAAUCCAAGUGAAAAUGACAUUUAUAUUCGUAGUGGUGAUCUAGGUCAGUCUGGUAGAGAUGGUGAGAAUAAAGAUGAAAACAAACCCCUGUAUCAGAUAAUGUACAUAUUCCCCUGGUUUCUGUUAGGUUUUUUUCUAAUUCUAAUUAUUGUUGCCGUUUGGGGGGCUAGAAAAGAGACAUGUCAGGGCUCAGAAGACACCCAGGAACAUACUGAAGAGGAAAUUAUAAGAGAAGAUGACUUAGGUAGAAGAGAGGAAGAACUAGAGGGAGAUAAAGAGGAGUAGUAGGAAAACUAAAAAAAAAAAAGUAGAUAAAAAUAGCAAAUGCCUGACACGGUGGGUAGGAGAAAGGCUGUGAGGUGGCCAUGCACACUGGUGCCUGAAUGGCUCUGUGGGGCUCUGUGGUCUGUGAUAGUGCACUGAUGAAAGAGUGAGGACUUUUACCUUUAUAUUAGCAAUUGGUGAUAUAUACAUGCAAGAUAAUUCAUAAAUGCCAUUUUACUUUCUCCCUUUUUCAGCAUCUCAUGAGACUUGAAAUAAAAUGUUCUCACAUA
This is a messenger RNA of Erinaceus europaeus (western European hedgehog), 2725 nucleotides long. RefSeq names its product disintegrin and metalloproteinase domain-containing protein 1a-like. Bases 6 to 2456 code for a protein of 816 amino acids. Gene Ontology annotation, biological process: binding of sperm to zona pellucida; male gonad development; proteolysis. The transcript has a single exon. NCBI's taxonomy places the organism in Eukaryota, Metazoa, Chordata, Mammalia, Eulipotyphla, Erinaceidae. The record is from RefSeq and is a predicted model, not a curated record. Gene Ontology annotation, molecular function: metalloendopeptidase activity. Gene Ontology annotation, cellular component: external side of plasma membrane; plasma membrane; sperm head plasma membrane.